CCUCCAAUAGUAGUUAUCUGUUUCAAUUGAAAGUCCAGUAGUUUGGACUAUCAUCUUUUGUACUAAUUUUCUCAACUAAGAAGGUGCUUAAAUGAGUAGUUCAUCAUGUGCUGAUGGAAUACUUUUUGCCCAUUGUUAUAAUCAGCUAGUUACCUUAGAUCUUUUGGGAGUUCCUAAGAAAGCCAAACUAAUUAAAUUACAGGACUAAAUCUGUAGAUACAAACCAUAAAAAACAAAGAUAUGAACCACGCUACUGGUGUACCCAUCAUCAGUUUGUAUGAUUGCUAGCGAGAAUCAUUUAAAUAUUCAAACAUUCCAGGCAAAGUUGUGUUAUCAUAUUGUCAGAAUGGUUGUGGCAUGUUUAUCAGUCUAUGACUAGUUGUUUAAAAAGUGCUGUUAAAUAAAGGGAUGGAGUCUGUUUACCUGUUGGAUAAAUAUGUAUAAAUAUUUCUUCUUCAGUUUAUAACCACCAAUAAGAGAUUCUUGUAAUCAUUUGAUUGUGAACAGGACUGCACUCCACUUCCUUUAUAUUUCAAAUUUAUUUUGGACAUUGAAUUUUAUGAUUGUAAUUAACUAAUAUGCCAUUAACUCAUAACUAGUGUCACGGGUAUUGCCAGCAGCAUAUCUUCACUCUUUUGUUUGGAAUCUUCCAGUUUUGCAGGUCAUUUGUACAUAUAUUUAGAUAUCACAUGGACAUGUGAUUUGACUAUUUAAUUUCUGUCUUUAUUGAAGUAUUUAGCUUCUCAAGCAUCAUUGAAAUUUAGGAAGGUAAGGAAUUUAAUUAUUUGUGUUUGAAGUAAUAUCGAACAGAUUCAAUAUUUGUCAAUAAUGCUAUUUGUUUUUUGCUUCUUAGUGGAGUUCUAGGUGCAUGCAUAAGGUAUGCCUACAAACCUGGUUUUAUGCCAUUCCUGCUGGAAUUCAUCUUUUCCACUUAGCUUGAGAGCUUUGUUUGAAUCUGUUUGUGAACACUGGGUUUUGUUCUUAAAAUGAGGAAAAUUGCAGUAAACUUGACAGGAAACACAUGGAAAACUGGAACAAUAUUCAUCAGUUAUUUGAAAACUGCUGGAGAACUUAGUUGGAAAGCAUUAUAUGCUAGUUUCACCUGGCAACUUCUUUGGUUUCUUGUUGGUUUCCCAUGUAUUUUCCAUGUAAUGUUGUUUGCCUUUUCCUGCUUUCGGACAUUUUCUAAGCAUAUUUCUACUUAUCCAUAGCUUCCAACAUUAGUUUGCCACAAUGGCAGAUGUUCUGUAGUAAGAUUUUUUUUUCCUGCCAACCAAUGUCUCAAGAGUCAAGAGUACCUUGCUAAUAAUCUUUUUAAAUGGGUGCAGUGUAGAGUGUUUAAUUUAUGAAUAGUGCAUCGGCUUCUUUUGUUUUAAUUUUUAAUUUUUUAAAGCAAGGACGGUUCCCCUCCUUACACUUACUAUAAGAAAAAGAUGAGGAGAAGAACACGCAACUUGUGCUAUGACUGUUGAUUUCACAAUGGGAGCAAUUUGUCUUAUGUUUUUCUCAUUCAGUGUUGUCUGGUACAUGUUUUUCUGUUUCAUUGAACUUCUAACCAUUUGAUGUGACUGUUAACCCUCAUGUCUAAAAUUUAGCAGCAGACUGCAGUAUAAUUUGUUCUUUCAGCACUAAAGCAGGCGGAAGUGCUUUAUGCGCAGCUGGCACAAUAAGAAGAUCCUUUUGAUAUGUUGAGGAAUCUACUGUGGGCAACUACAAAGCAUGAUGUCUACAUGAUGCAGAACUACUCAGUUAUGCACUGGUCAUCUUUGCGCCAGAGAAGCAAGGAAGUACUCAAUGUAGCUGGACAGAUUGUACCAGCCGAGCGCCGUGGAUCUUCAGUUCAACCAGUUUCAAGGGUACAGAUCAGCACAAUGGCUGUAAAAGAUAACUUAAUGGUUGCUGGUGGUUUCCAAGGGGAGCUCAUAUGUAAGUACCUGAAUCAACCUGGUGUGGUCUUCAGUACAAAAGUAACUUAUGAUGACAAUGCCAUCACCAAUGCAGUGGAGAUCUAUCAAACCUCUGAAGGUUCCACUCAUUUGAUGACUGCUAACAAUGACUGCCUUGUGAGAGUCUUUGACACUGAGAUCUUCACCUUGCUCAGUCAAUUUCCAUUUUCUUGGUCUGUGAAUACUACUUCCGUUAGUCCAAAUGGCAAGCUUCUUGCUGUUCUUGGGGACGACACAGAGGGACUUAUUGCAGAUACCAAGUCAGGAAAAGUGAUUGGAAAUCUGAAGGGGCACUUGGAUUAUUCCUUUGCAUCAGCUUGGCACCCAGAUGGACACAUCCUAGCUACAGGGAACCAGGACACAACAUGCCGGCUAUGGGAUGUAAGAAAUCUAUCGGAGUCCCUUGCCGUACUUAAAGGGAGGAUGGGUGCCAUCCGGGGCAUCAAAUUUUCUGCAGAUGGCCAUUUCAUGGCCAUGGCCGAGCCGGCUGAUUUUGUUCACAUAUAUGAUGCAAGGGCCGAUUACCGCAAAGCCCAAGAGAUCGAUCUAUUUGGGGAGAUUGCUGGCAUGUCCUUUAGCCCUGAUACUGAGGCUUUCUUUGUGGGCAUAGCAGACCGCACCUACGGGAGCCUGUUGGAGUUCGGCAGGAGGCAUCAUUAUCAAUAUAUGGACUGUUUCCUGUGAUUGAGAGAAGGCUUGAUAGGUAGUUUUCCCCAGUUACCAACCCAUGAGCUCCAUUUAUCAGGCCAAAAUGAAGGGGAGAUGGUAGAUGUGUCACUGGAAUGCUUAUGUGGUUUUGGGAGAGACUUUGACCAUUGAUCUUAGAGAAGGUGGCUUUCAUUUCCUAAUUGCUGCAUAGGAAAACUUUCGAAAGUGGUCUUCUUUUUUGUACAGAAGUUGAAGUGAAUAGGUUGAUGUCAUGCAUGUGUGUUCAUAUGGAGGACAUUUCGUUUUAAUGAGAUCCUCCCCACUUUUUUGGUUCUUCCAUAUAUGACUAUCUUUUCUACACCAUUUCUUCCAGAAGCUAGUUGUACUUAUUUGCAAAUUUUGGAUGUGUAUAUCUACAGCUCUACAGUGGCAGAAGAAGAGAUCCAUUUGGUUUCCUUUUUGUUU
Elaeis guineensis (African oil palm) is the source of this 3059-nucleotide messenger RNA. RefSeq lists its product as uncharacterized. Gene Ontology annotation, molecular function: protein binding. The record is from RefSeq and is a predicted model, not a curated record. NCBI's taxonomy places the organism in Eukaryota, Viridiplantae, Streptophyta, Magnoliopsida, Arecales, Arecaceae.